CGGGAAGGGAUGUGACACACGUACAAACAUACCUGAGUGAUGAGCCUUCGAGGCUGUUACCAUCGACGUUAGCACCCGACCACCAGUUACUGCGCCCCAUACCCGCUGGCACAUUCGAUUCUGCCCUGUCCUGCCCUUCAAUUCUUCGUCUGACAGACGGAUCUGAUAAUUUGCAGCCAUUCAAUUCCCAACUGACACCGGGCCAUGCCCGCGUUCCCUUCCUUCAUUUCCUUGCCAAGGCGUAACAAGAACAAGAACACCAAGUCGCCGUUUGAUGUACGGCGCAGAAACACACCGACUUCUCCACACCCAUACGCCGCUGUAUUCGACAUCAGUCAUGACAAGCGGGUAUCGAUGGACUCCACGGUCUCCACGGUCUCGCAGGGAACAGAUAAACGACCACGAUGCCCUGGGGCGCCAGAACAGUCGCUGGGGGUGAAAUUGGAUAUUGACCUCUCUCCUGAACCUAUUACGAAUUGGUUUCCAGAGCAUCUGCUUUCAGGAGGUGAAGAUGGAGCAUCCGGUAGUGGCAGUGGUUCACGGAGGCGGAGUGUAAAGCAGCUUCAGAAUUCUCAAAAGGCUUCCACUGUUGACGAAGAUGGAGGCAUGUAUGGUGAUUCUGAAGAUGACGGGACAUCGUCUACAUCCGACGAUAUUUUGGCGAAUUUGGAGGCGUUGGACGCGUCUCAUUUCGUCAACUUCGUAGGUUCGGGCAACAAUAGACCAAAUCGUAUGUCAAUGUUGUAUAAAAGAACAGCACCUACGCCCAUCAAGAUUCCAACAGCAACUUUGCACGGUGCGAAAGUCCAGCUCAUACGCUCGACUUCCACUUCAGAUCGUCGGUCGCGGCCCACUUCUCAGAUUUCAUCAGUCGAAGAGUCAUCUGCCGUCUCAGGUUCUACCUUGGCGCGAGCGUUGAUGGCGAAUUCGUUUGUCCUAUCCAGUGAUACAAGAUUGUCCCGGCACCGAAGUGGCGCAUCGAGUCUUGUCCGCACGGAUUCUGCGACGCUCCCUCGAGGAGAACAUCCUUUCUUGAAUUCUCCAGUGAUACAGGAUAGGACUCUCAGCUGGGGAAGUCAGUUUUCGUCUUCGCUUUCGCCUGCAUCCUCUGAGGCCGUUCCACCCAUUCCCUUCAACGCAGAAUUGGUCUAUUCUCCGCCGAAGAAUCCGAGACUGGAAACCAAUAAAUCGAUGGAUGCGCCGAAACGAGCUAGCAUCGGAGGCAUCACGAGAUUGUCUGACGACAUGGAUACUAGCCCAUCGAUCUCUCCUCCGUGCUCGAAUAACAUGACUCCCGCAGCCUUGAGCGACCAUCAUUACUCGGAGCCUUUGGAGAAGAUAAACGAAACCUCUCCUGUUGAUUCUAGGGAGUUUCGCGAGAAUGAUGCCAACUCGCCACAUGCCUCCUGCGGCGAGUUGGCAUCCGCAGUUGAUGUAGUUGAAGGUGUCCCAGAAGACAUCCCUUCGCAUCCUUCGAACGCAGCAAAUGCAACAUCACCAAUCGAAUCCAACUCUGAUCAUGAUCCUUCACCGUCGUGCAGUAGCGUGCAACAUCUCGUGACUCCUUCAACAGAUGCUUCUGUGAUAUCAGGCAAGGAUCUUGGAGAUGUGCUCGACUAUUACGAACACUCACCACCAAAUGAUCCUGCGGCGGAGAGUAAUGAGUAUAGAUUGCCAUUUUCUCCAAUCCCGGAGGAAUUGAGCUCUCAAUUAUCUCCUCCAUCUCCCUUCAAGCAGGACGCCAGGCCCCAUCCUGGUGGCUUGAUUUUAAGUACGUCAGCGCCUUCUGCGUCUGGUUCUGGUCGGAUCGAGUGGGUUGCACGACGGGAUUCUGUACGUUCGGCGAACUCCUCAUCGGAGGAUAAUGGCAACAGAUUAUCUCUGUUGCCCAUUGGCGAGCGCCCACGAUCUUUACAGUUUUCGCCAAAUGCUUCUACGGCGAGCACGCAUUCGAGUCCAAGUGCUACCUCCGUUACUCACCAACGAACGGGUAGCACUCGAAGUCCCAUCAAAGGUGUCGUCCGUGAUCUCAGGGACAUGGAUACCUACCAACUUAUGGUUGCGCCCACCGGAAACUCCGAAUAUUCUGAUAGCACUCCCAAUAGCAGUGGUAGCAGUUACGGCCAGCAGACAUUUCCUGAGACACCUGAUCUAUCCAGCCCAACGUACAGUCUAAGUCUUGAGUCGCCGAUACGGUCCGAUUACGGACAAGACGAAUUCCCGCAGACGCCUGCGUCUGCCGCGCUUCCGAGGGCAAGUAUGAUGCCUAGCAUUACUCAGCAGGUGUUGUUGACGCGGGCUGCCUCGUCUGUACACGGUGCUAGGCAUUCUCGACAAGUUAGUAUAACUCGUGCCCGGACCGUAGCACCAUCCUCGGACAACUCCGCUUUUGUUUCGGCAGAUGCUCGUAUCCUUCCGCAAUUUUUCGUCGGGGGUCAGUCUGUUCCACAGGACAUUUUGUCACCCCCUUUGCCUCCAAUUCCAGAUGAAAGCACUAUGGACCUUGGUGAAAAUGUAAUGCCUACGGUUGUACCAGAACCCAAGCCGGCUACCCCUCCCAUGCUUCAUCAAGGCCCUUCUGGAAGCACUCUUUCUCUCCUCUCUCGGCGGACGGGAACUGGAUCAUCAACGUCAUUGGGGACCGAAACCAAUUCAGAGGUCCGAUUGUUGAAGGCCCUACCGCCUUUGCCUCCGUCACCUCUACCUUCCUCUCAUUCCUCACCUUCUCCCUUGACCUCUGUGACCCCAGAAAUCUUGCCCUUACCGUCCACCGCGGAUAAUCAACAUCCCCGAUCCUCAAACGUAGACACCGCAUCUGACCUGAUGACUUCACAUGUUGAACCCCCGAGGUCACCUUCAAUCCGCCGUACUGAGCCCCCGCCUAGGCCUUCUCCACUUUUUAUGCCUCCUGAUCUGCCAGUGCCACCUCCGCCUCCACCUGCAAUUCGUCGGAACGUCGCACCCCCUGCUCUUGUUGUACCGCCACCACCGCCGUUGCCUACCCUUAUCCAAAGUCGUGGUAACCCGCCGCCGGUGAUCCAUGCUCCCCCAGCGCUCGUAGUUCCACCACCUCCGCCUUUACCCACUCGUUCGUAUUCUGCAUCACCACAACUAGCUCGACCGCCACGCAGAGUCCCCCUUCAUGUUGACCAUGAGAGUGAUGCUUAUAAGGCUCUAGGAUCACCUCCGCCGUAUGACACAAUCGUUCAUAACCAUCCUUCAAUGAACACGAUACAAGGCGCAGACGUACGCCAAGCCGGGUUUGGGCCUCUCUCAACUGAAAGUAGUUCGGUAGCCAAUCCUAACGAUCAGUCAUCACUGGCUCUAUCGCCGACCCCAACUGUCAGGCGCAGAACGAGAGCCCCGGCUGGCCCUCGAGGUCCGUCUCAGCCCAAACGUGAUCGAGUGUCAUCCGUUCCUUCAAGCAACACCAACCGAAGAACGUAUUUUGCUGCCCUUCCGUCUCCACGUUUCCAGACACCUACGCCGAAGUGGAGAGGCUAUACAAUGGAUGCAGCGAAAUGGACAUUCAGUUCGGCUGAGCUACAAGCGAUAGUAUCUAAAGCAAUACGCCAGUCUGCUGAAGCAUCGUCAAUUAGGCUUUUGCAUCAAGAAGCAGUUGAUCUCGAGAUCCCGGUUGAAAUGGAGAAACUGGAGAAACAAAGGAUGGACGUGAAGUCCCGAUACAAAAUGUUCACCCGGCGUCGCACAGAACUUCUGGAGGCAUUGUCUGCAGCCAUUAACGACAAUUCAUCUCGGGAAAAUACGCCUUUAGCUGUCCGUCACGUCGAAGAUUUGAAAGAUGUUUCGGUGGCGCUCGACAGGCUGGCAGAAGAUCUACACAGCAUUGACCAGCAGAUUGCGCAAUUGAGCUCUCUGUGCGACGUACAUAUCGCUAGCGCGUUGGCGAUGGCAUUAAGGAAACUAAACUCUAGCUUUCUAAAGGAAUUUGCCCAAUCCCGUGUCUUACGAGAGCAACUUCAAAUCCUAGAGGCGGAGAAGAAUGAAGCUUGGCAGCAAGCAGAGAGUGUGGCGCAGGAUUUUGACAACCUAAGUGAACGGGCGGAGCUCGGAUCACCCGAUAGCCAAGGCAAACGUUUUAGUCGUAUCUCGGCUGUUCGCAAAUCCAGCAUCAGGAUGUCCAGGGCAGGCGCGAAGUCGACGUUUUCAAUCGAAGACAUUCCUCCGGUUCCUCCGAUACCUCGUCAUCGGCCCAAUGAUAUUAUGACUAACUUAUCAUCUAGGAUUUCCACGGGCUUCUCCACGGAUGGUUUCACGCCUAACACUGAGACCAGAGCAAUGAUCCGAGCCCAUGAAGAGCUUUGUGAUAUGCUCGGCAUCACUUCCAAGGACCUUAAGCCUCGGAGGGCGCUCUCACUCAUAGCGUCUCCCUCUAAUGGUGAACGGGCCAGAACACCCGAGCCGCGACACAGGCGUCGUUCUAGCUGUGACCGCCCAAGCUCGUUACCAGACAGCUCUGGGCUUUCUCAUGUGUACAAGGCAGAUCCUAAUGGAAUUUUGACAACUCUCGGUAUGCUCUCCGAUACAGAUUAGCAAUAUAUUAUUUAUUCCAUUCGUUUUUCUAUCUUUAUUAUGGAACAUUCCAUUCGUUUCACAGCAGUUUGUGUUAUUACGCCAUUUUAUAUUAACGUACAUACAUAUGACAGUAGCAAAAUCCUGCAUGGUUUUAUCCUUGAACUAGGUGAAUAUGACGGCCGUUAUAAAAAUAUAAGUUGACCUGCCUACUCAUUUCUGGUUCUGAGCUGGAGC
Molecule: messenger RNA, 4770 nt
Organism: Desarmillaria tabescens
Lineage: Eukaryota; Fungi; Basidiomycota; Agaricomycetes; Agaricales; Physalacriaceae
Exons: 9
Coding region: 205-4554 (1449 amino acids)
Source: RefSeq, a predicted model, not a curated record